UCAGAACAUCAAAGAACUGAGACUUGGGGAACUCACCUGUUUUCUUUGCGUGGUCACAUGACCAGACCAGUGGGAGAAUCUCCCCUGUCUUCUGCCUGCCUUGUGGGAUCGCUACAAUGCUGUGUGUCAGUGACCUGCCUCAUUACUACAGCACGUCUCAGUACAGCCUACUGAGCAGCACUAUGGAACAGGGUUUGGGGAACCGAGCGGCUUCUACUAGUCCUUACAGCUCAGAGACCACCUCCAACGUCCCAACGCCAUCACCCUACUCCCAGCCAAACUCGACCUUCGAGGCCAUGUCUCCAGCCCCGGCCAUCCCAUCCAACACAGACUACCCUGGGCCGCACAACUUCGAGGUGACCUUCCAGCAGUCUAGCACUGCUAAGUCAGCCACCUGGACGUACUCUCCGUUGCUCAAGAAGCUGUACUGUCAGAUUGCCAAGACCUGUCCGAUUCAGAUCAAACUGGCUUCAUCACCUCCAAACGGCAGUGUCAUUCGAGCAAUGCCCAUCUAUAAGAAGGCCGAACACGUCACAGAAGUGGUCAAGCGUUGCCCUAACCAUGAACUCGGACGGGACUUCAAUGAAAGUCAGACAGCUCCUGCCAGUCACUUGAUACGAGUGGAGGGCAAUAAUUUGUGUCAGUAUGUGGACGACCCCAUGACAGGCCGACAGAGUGUUCUAGUUCCAUAUGAGUCUCCACAGGUGGGGACUGAUUUUACAACCAUUCUGUAUAAUUUCAUGUGCAACAGCAGUUGUGUUGGUGGAAUGAACCGCAGACCUAUCCUCAUCAUCAUCACACUAGAGACACGGGACGGACAGGUUCUGGGUAGGCGUUCGUUUGAGGGACGGAUUUGUGCAUGUCCUGGCCGAGACCGCAAAGCAGAUGAGGAUCAUUUCAGAGAGCAACAGGCCCUAAAUGACAGUGUGGCCAAAAAUGGAAAUGCCAAUAAACGAAAUUUCAAACAGACUCCAGCCAAUAUUGCAGGCCCUUCAAUCAACAUCAAGAAGAGGCGACAUGGAGAAGAGGAGAUGUAUUACAUACCAGUGCGUGGUCGGGAAAACUUUGACAUCCUGAUGAAGAUAAAGGACAGUUUGGAACUUGUGGAGUUUGUACCGCAACAGUUAGUGGACUCGUACAGACAACAGCAACAACAGCUCCUACAGAGACAGAGUCAUGUUGCUUCUCCGUCACACUACGGCUCACUCAAUAACAUGAAUAAGAUUCACGGGCCCAUGAGCAAACUUCCAUCAGUGAACCAGCUGGUAACACAGCAGACUCAGCAGAGCGCAGGGCCCUCUGGUGCCAUGACACAUAUGGGGACGAACAUGAUGGGCGGGCACCACAUGCAGUCUAACGGUGAUGUGAAUGGAGCUCACCCAUCACAGUCUAUAGUGUCCACAUCUCACUGUACCCCUCCCCCACCUUACAACCCUGACCCCAGCCUCGUCAGUUUCUUAACCAGCCUGGGCUGCCAAAAUUGUAUCAACUACUUCACGUCCCAGGGACUCCAGAGUGUCUACCACCUUCAGACCCUCUCUAUGGAGGAUCUUGGUGCCCUGAAGAUCCCUGAGCAGUUCCGGUUGGCGAUCUGGAGGGGCUUGCAGGACAUGAAACAGGGCCACGAUUACGGCCAGCAGCUCAUUCGCUCCAGCAGUAACAUGGCCACCAUGGCCAUCGGCCACGGAGGAGAGCUGCAGCGACAGCGCGUCAUGGAGGCAGUGCACUUCCGAGUACGUCACACCAUUACCAUCCCAAACCGCGGAGGGUCUACGGGAGGAGAGGAGUGGUCUGACUUUGGUUUUGAUAUGCCAGACUGCAGGAUACACAAGCACUCCAUUAAGGAAGAAUUUGCAGAAAGUGACCUUCACUGAAAAGAAAAGCUAAUUCCCUGUGAUGUCUUCAGUUUUUCAUGCAUUUCUAUAUCGUCCGUAUGGAUUUCUAUUGGCUUUUAAAACACUUUGUGUGUGUGUGUGUGUGUGUGUGUGUGUGUGUGUGUGUGUGUGUGUGUGUGUGUGUCUGUGUGUGUCUGUGUGUGUGUGUGUGUGAUCCUCAUAGAAGCACUUCCAUAUUUGGGGACAACCUUAUUUGAAAAGUAAAAGUAGGCUAAAUGAAUCCUGCAAAACAACUUCCACAUAAUCCUUUUGGAAUUAGUAGUGCUUCAUUGUGCUGCUAAUCACUAAGGGUUUAAAUCAUUUUGAUAAUCAUAUGUGGCCUUAUGUUAAUAUGUUAAUUAAUUAGCAAUAAAUGAUAUUUCUAGGAUUUAGGGACAUCAUAUUGUAGUUAUAAAUGGUUAAGACCAGUGAAUGAUUAAAGAACAUUUCCUUAUUUAUUUUUGGCUUGGUGUAAAUAAUAAAAGUCUUGCUUUCUUUAUAAUUAUAAUUUUUUAAUGUGGCACAAUUCAUUUGUAAUUCUUUACUGUUUUUUAAUUGGUGCUUUACAUUGGAACAUUUUUUUUUAUUUUAUUUUUUUAUCUUUUUUGAAUUCUUGUAUUAACAGUUAUGUUGUUGAGAGACACUGAGACAAAUCAAAAGGGUAGUUUUAAAUGCCUUUACAAUCAGACAUUUAAAGUUCCCCCAUUUUGUGGUAUUAACCCUGCAGGACAAGGUUUUGUUUAUCAUGCUCUACCAUUAUAAUGUCUUUUUUGUCUUGUUUUGAUUUUUAUGAUAUAUAAAUUUUGUCUCAUUUUACAAAAGCCAAGGUAUUAAUAUGUUUUUACAAAGACAUAAGAACAUUAUCUUACUUACAUUCUUUCAGGGCCAAUGCUUUACUAUAACAUCGCUUCCCUACCACUACUCAGAAAACAAAACAACAAAGGAACACAAAUAGCUGACUCACCCAAUUAUUAUGAGAUGAAUCCAACAAAACUCAUUUUCCUGAGUGUUUUGUUUAGGUGAGAAACAAUGGUAAUUUUUACAAUAUCAUAAAUUCUCUUUAUAAAGCUGAAUUUAAGGUCAUCCUCAGUGUUGAACAUUAAUAAUAUGGUGGAUUGUGUAAUCAAAGGUACAUUUGCUAUAUUUAACAAGCAAAUGCAUUUGUAAAUAACUAGUGUUAACCUUCCAAUACCUAGUUGUUCAUGAGAUAACAACACGACACUUUUCUAAUUGGAUGCGUUUAAAAGGGUCCCGGGUGUAUAUGUAAUGUUUUUUACACUUGGCAGUUAUGAUUAAAUAUCAGCAUAUACUGUAUAUCAAAGCACUUUAUGGCUUUAGGAUAUUGUAAACAAUGUUAUAUUCACAGUCAGUCAGUAUUAUGUCAUGAAAUGUCAUUUUGACAACUACAGAUUUUAGAAAUGUUUUAAGAGUUAAUAUCUUGUGUUUUCUUUAAAGAGCUGUAAUACUGUUUCUUUUUUUUAUCACCAUGUUUGAAUUAUGUAAACUGAUUUCUUUUUAAAAUAAAUACUAAA
Myxocyprinus asiaticus (Chinese sucker) is the source of this 3406-nucleotide messenger RNA. RefSeq names its product tumor protein p73 (gene tp73). The record is from RefSeq and is a predicted model, not a curated record. Bases 117 to 1874 code for a protein of 585 amino acids. The transcript is spliced from 12 exons. Lineage: Eukaryota; Metazoa; Chordata; Actinopteri; Cypriniformes; Catostomidae. Gene Ontology annotation, biological process: regulation of transcription by RNA polymerase II; apoptotic process; protein tetramerization. Gene Ontology annotation, cellular component: nucleus. Gene Ontology annotation, molecular function: RNA polymerase II cis-regulatory region sequence-specific DNA binding; protein binding; DNA-binding transcription factor activity, RNA polymerase II-specific.